Camellia sinensis is the source of this 2843-nucleotide messenger RNA. Lineage: Eukaryota; Viridiplantae; Streptophyta; Magnoliopsida; Ericales; Theaceae. The record is from RefSeq and is a predicted model, not a curated record.
UCUCUCUCUCAUUAUUCCCUUUUCAAGUGAGAGAAUUGCAGGGAUGAUAUUAGCCUGACAAAGCCCUUCACACCCAAGUGAGGAAGACACUUAUAAAUCCAUAGUUAUUCAUAGAUGUAUAUAUAUAUCAUAUCAUCAUAUGCAAUAAUCAACAUAUAUAUAUAGAUGUAUAGACAUGUGGUAUGGUUUUUGUGUUUUGAUGUUUCUUUCUCCUAGUAUAUUUUAGCCUUAAACUUGCAUGAUCAUACUCUCUCUCUCUCUCUCUCUCUAUAGUUCUUUGAUGAGCUUAAACUAAAAUUCUUCUUUGCAGAUGAUGAUCGCGAAGCACGUGCACACUCAGAUUUCCAUCAUUCAAGGAUUUAUCUGAGAAGAAGAAGAAGACUAGUACUACAGUAGCUCCAAAAUUCCCAAGAAAAUUAGCAGCUUUCUGGGCAGCCAAAUGGGUUAAUUUCAUUCAACACCCACUUUCAUAUCGUCAACAGUGACAGAAGAAGAUUGUGUGAAUUGAUAUAUAAAUAUUUAUAUAUUGAUAUUGAAAGAAAGAUCGAUGGCGACAUACUUUCAUGGGAAUUCCGAAAUCCAAGGAGAUCAUGGUUUACAAACCCUGAUUCUGAUGAAUCCAAGCUACGUCGGAUACUCCGACACCAACCCACAACAACAGCAACACCACCACCAUCAGCCGCCACCGGGAAACUUCGUUUUCCUCAACUCCACCGCCGCCGCCGGAAACUCUUUCAACCCACAAAAUCUCCCCCACGCGCCACCCAACCAAACCCAACAGUUCGUUGGCAUCCCGCUUCAGGCCGUGACUUCUGCCGGCGGCUCCGCCUACUCCCAAGACAUCUCGGCCCUCCACGGCUUCAAUAUGUAUAGUUCAAUUGACCCCACAGCGGCGCGUGACAUUCCACGCGCUCCUCAAGGUCUGUCUCUCAGCCUGUCUUCUCAACAGACCACCCACGUUUCUGCACCGACAAUUCCACCGGUUACCGGAGAGGAUAUCCGGGUCUCGGGCGGGUCACCGUCGUCAGCAUCGGGGAUUUCGAACGGUGUUAAUGGAGUUCAGAGUGUGUUGUUGGGAUCUAAGUACUUGAAAGCAGCUCAGGAGCUUCUUGAUGAGGUUGUGAAUGUUGGAAAAGGAGUCAAGAAUGCCGGAGAAUCAUCGGCGACAGCAGUGGCCGGAGAAAGUGGCUGUGGAGGAGAGACAAGUGGCCAACGGCACGGCGAGCUGACGACUGCGGAGAGACAGGAGAUUCAGAUGAAGAAAGCAAAACUUGUCAACAUGCUUGAUGAGGUGGAACAAAGGUACAGACAAUACCACCAUCAAAUCCAGAUUGUGAUUUCAUGGUUCGAACAAGCAGCAGGCAAUGGCUCAGCAAAAACAUACACAGCGCUUGCGCUGCAAACAAUCUCAAAACAAUUUCGAUGCCUCAAAGACGCGAUCACAGGCCAAAUUCGAUCAUCAAGCAAGAGCUUAGGCGAAGAAGAUGGCUUUGGAGGAGGCAGGAACGAGGGUUCGAGGCUUAGAUUUGUUGAUCAUCAGCUGAGACAACAGAGAGCUCUGCAACAGUUGGGAAUGAUUCAGCCCAAUGCUUGGAGACCUCAGAGAGGAUUGCCUGAGCGUUCUGUUUCUGUUCUUCGCGCUUGGCUCUUUGAACACUUUCUUCAUCCGUAUCCUAAGGACUCGGACAAGGUUAUGCUUGCAAAACAAACCGGGUUAACUAGGAGCCAGGUCUCAAAUUGGUUCAUAAAUGCUCGUGUUCGACUUUGGAAGCCAAUGGUGGAAGAAAUGUACAUGGAGGAGGUGAAGGAACAAGAACACAAUGGAUCAGAAGACAACAAAACAAGCAGAAGCGAAAACAAUGAAAACUCACCAUCAAAAUCCAAUCCUGCACAAAACACAAGUCCUGUAACCGAGAACCAAAACAGAGCAUUCAUUUCCAAACAAAACAAUCCCACAAACCACAACACUCCUCCAUCAUCAAUCUCAGUUUCCACAGCUUCACCCUCUCACACCAGACUAAACAUCCGAAACCAACCUGGUUUCACUCUCAUUGGAUCACCAGAAAUUGAAGGAGUCACGCUAAGAAGUCCCAAGAAACAGAGGAGCUCUGAAUUUUUGCAAUCCAAUGAGCAGGUUCCGAUGAAAUUUGAUGAUGAGAGGCAAGGGAGAGAUGGUUUCGCAUUCAUGGGAGGGCCCGCAAAUUUCAUUGGCGGAUUUGGAUCGUACCCAAUUGGCGAAAUAGGGCGGUUUGGUGGGGAACAGUUCCCGGGAACUUAUUCUGGCAAUGGUGUAUCUCUCACUCUCGGUCUCCCACACUGUGAAAGCCUGUCCAUGCCAGGAACCCAUCAAAAUUUUCUCACUAACCAAACAAUCCAAAUGGGGAGAAGAGUAGAAAUUGGUGAAACGAAUGAGUUUGGGGCUAUUAACACUCCCACAUCGUCUCAUUCAACAGACGUGUAUGAGAACAUCAAUUUGCAGAACCGGAAGAGGUUUGCAGCCCCGUUGCUUCCAGACUUUGUGGCCUAAUUGAAAAAUCCAAUGAAUUGAGAGACGGAGAAAGGAGAAAGGUUGAGGUAAGACUGAGAAAUCGAGGUCUCUUUUCACUAUUUUCAUGGGUAGUGUAGAGGAUGAAGAAGAUUUACUUGGUAUAGGGUUUUUAUACUUUUGCAUUGAACCAUUUGAGUUCUUAUAGAUAGUUUUAGGAUUUUAGAGGAUGUGGUUGAGGAUUGUAUAUUGUUUUUGUUAUUUUUGCAAAUGAAUAGAUGGAUUGUUGUAAUGAACAUGAAAGAUUUGAUUUACUUUAAUUUGGGUGGGGGUAUAGAAAUGAAUAUUGAUUCUAAGA